Messenger RNA from Thermochaetoides thermophila DSM 1495, 2712 nucleotides. RefSeq lists its product as uncharacterized. NCBI's taxonomy places the organism in Eukaryota, Fungi, Ascomycota, Sordariomycetes, Sordariales, Chaetomiaceae. The record is from RefSeq and is a predicted model, not a curated record. Gene Ontology annotation, cellular component: endoplasmic reticulum; Golgi apparatus. The transcript has 3 exons. The coding region runs from base 1 to 2712 and encodes 903 amino acids.
AUGGCGACGAGUCGAUGGGGUGCCCUUCUCUCACAGGCUGUAGCUGGUGUAGAGGCAAAGCUCGAUACCCUCCUUGCCGACAGUGACAGCAGCAGCUCGCAGCAGAACGAAUCCAAGCCGCCAACUCCAUCACCAGCUAAACAAACCCCUGCAGCCCCGAGAACCUCUACGUCAUCCAGCCGUGCCAAUGACCGCCUACAGGAAAAGUUGGCCAGGGCCAUGGCCGCUAAGGGGGUUGGCCGUGGUUCCCUUUCUGCCCAGGCGAGCCCGCGACAAAGCAUCGAUGCUCCUCGUCGUGACUCCACCGACAGCAUAGACCGAACAGGCACUCUUGCGAAAGAUCUGUCAAAAGACACCCAAUCACCACGUUGUUCACUUGAUGUUACGACAAAAUCAUCAGAGGACAGUGCACCAAGCUUGGAAAAGGCACUCUCAGAAGUUAGGGGAAAAGACUUUUCUAGUCUACCACAGGAAGCAAAUGGAGCAAGCAGCUCGACGGAUGCUCAGCCUGAUGCUAUCACCUCUCCCCCUGACACUGUGCCAGCUGCAGUUGCUUCGGAGCCUGUCCCGAAGCCGGACAUUCAGUCACCCCCAGAUUCUUCUACUGACGAAGAUCUGUUGAAGGAGGACCGACAGGGCAGCGAUGAGAGCCAACGUCGGCAUCAAGAGGAGAUUCAUAGCUAUGUGGAGCGCAUCGAUGCCCUGGAAGCAAAGCUGCAGUUCCUGGCAAGGGAAGCCACAGAGUCAGCUAGGAAAGCGGCUCUUGCUGCCCCCCCGGGAAGCCUGGAGAAGAAACUAGCCGAGAAGGACCAGCAAAUAGCACAGCUCAUGGAAGAGGGGAAGAACCUGGCUAGCACAGAGCAGAAUCUCCGUGCAGCACUAAAGAAGUUGCGAGCAACGGUUGCUGAUAAUGAAAAGGAGCUGAACAACCUACGGACUGCUAAGGAUAAGUCUGAAAAGGAGAUUGAAGCCCUGCGUGGCCGUGCACGCCGCGCUGACGAGCUUGAGAAAGCACAAGACGACUUACAAAAACGUCUUGAACAGGCCCAGAAGGAGCUCAACAGCUUGCGUCCUGAAAUCCGCUCCAAGGACAACCUCAUUGCGGAGCUUCGUACCCAGUUACAGAAGGCCACAGAGCAGGCUGAAGCCAUCUCUGCCAAGGUCAAUGAACAAGAGCGUGAGAAAGACAAGCGUCGGAUUGCCGACCUCGAAGAAGAGGUUGCUGCACUCAAGGUAGAAAAGAAUCUUGUCGCUGAUCGUGCUAAGGCACAAGCAGCUGAACUGCGCGAGAAAGCCGAGCGUGCCAAUGAGCGUGCCCGUGCCCUUGAGCUUGAGCUUAAGGCCGAAGUGCAGUUAAUGGAGGGCAAACUUGAGGCCAUGCGCAUACGUGCCGAAGAGGUAUCAUCUAGUGCUGCUGGUGACUCUCAGGCGAAGCUGCUACGUCAGAUCGAAACGCUACAGACACAGUAUUCCAUUGCCAGUGAGAACUGGCAAGGGAUUGAAACUACGUUGCUGGCACGUAUUGCUGGUUUGGAGAAGGAACGCGACGAGGCAGUCCAAAGAGAGUCAGAGAUGAGGAAAAAAGCACGGGAAGCAGCUUUGCGUGCCAAGCGUCAGGAAGAAGAACUGGAGGAGACAAGAGCCAAGCUCCCAAACAUCCAGGAAGAGGUCAAGUCUUAUCAAGUCCAAGUGAGCGCACUUAAAAAGCGUGCCGAAGAAGCUGAAGCUGCCCUUGCAAAGGCAACCGCCGAAUUUGAAAAGCAGAAGCAAGCUUGGGAGGUCGAAAGGGAGGAACAGCGUCAGCUCCAGUCCUCGGAACGGCCCCGGUCAUGGCUCGAAGAGCUGCCCAGUGCCUCGUUUCUCAAGCAGGCCGAAAGCCGGCCUGACUCGCCACAACUUACUGUACCACAGAGAGCCUUUAGCACCGACUUCCUCGGGAUCCAGAACUUUUCAAGCAGCAAGUUGCGUAAGGCUUCGGCUCCUCCCAGCGAAGCGGGCGGCAUGCCCUUCUCUCUCAGCAGCAGCCGUCGUCCCUCUGCUCAGCCCCCUGGUCGCCCCAGCAUCACUCCUCAAUUAGGUGCGGGAAGCAGCGGCGUCUUCAGUCCAGUCUCGCUUUUCUUCAGCCCAACUUCCGAGGCUGCCCCGCCAAAUCCCCUUGCUACGGCAGCUGCUCCGACAAGAGGAGGAGCAGACGAAGCGGCGUCUUCUAUUUUUGAAGGUAUUGAGCGCACUACUUCCCCUCCUCCGCACAAUCCGACACAGACGAGCACGGUUACUGGCACGGCCACCACAACUGGUGCUGGUGCUGGUCCUGCUACUAGUGCGGGCACCCCACAGCAAACCCUCCAGGACAUGGUCUCAGUCUCGACCGUGGCCGCAGGGCCCUCAGUGCAACUAGUCGAGCGCAUGUCGGCCGCCAUCCGGCGGCUCGAGAGCGAAAAGAUCGCUGCACGCGAGGAGCUGGCACGCAUCUCACGCCAGCGAGACGAGGCACGCGCUGAGAUCGUCACAUUGAUGCGCGAGAUAGAACAAGGGCGUGCGGCGGCACAGCGGACGGCCGAGCUCGAAAAGGAACUCAAGGAUGUCCGUCAGCGUUAUGAGACUACGCUGGAAUUGUUGGGGGAGAAGAGCGAGGAGGUGGAAGAGCUGAAGCAAGACGUAGCUGACUUGAAGAGUAUGAUGAGGGAGCUGGUAGAGAGGACUGUGAAGUGA